AUGAAAGAGGUCAGAUCUUUGAUUGGUUUUAAUGUUUUAGUUGAGGAAAUGAAGGAAAGAAAUUCACAUUUAGAUGAUAUGGAUUAUGUUGAAAUGGACUUAACUGAACCAAUGGAUCUACUUGACUCGGAUUCCUUUACUUGCAUCAUUGAUAAAGGUACUUUAGAUUCAGUAGCUUGUUCUGAAUAAUACUCUUAAAGAGCUAAACAAAUGGUAGAAAAUGUGCAUAGAAUACUAGCUCCAGGAGGUAGCUACAUCUGUGUUUCUUAUGCUAGACCAGAAACAAGGUUGAUUUACCUUAAAGACCCAAAUUUUAAAUGGAAAGUGGACACCAAUAAGAUAGCUAAAAAGUCUUCAAUAGAGUUAUUUGAAAGACUAGAUUAAGAAUAGUUUUAUUAUGUCUACAUUUGCACAAAAAACUAUUGA
This is a messenger RNA of Stylonychia lemnae, 426 nucleotides long. Lineage: Eukaryota; Ciliophora; Spirotrichea; Sporadotrichida; Oxytrichidae. The record is from the annotation of a GenBank genome assembly.